AUGCAGUCAUCUGGGCACAGGUUUCGUGACGUCGAGCAUCACCCGCUGCUUGCCGAAAAUGACAGCUAUGAUUCCUCGGAGGCUGAGGCGGCCGACAAGGUUUGGUUCAUCCGCGACGGCUGCGGGAUGGUCUGCGCCGUGAUGACCUGGCUCCUCGUUGUCUAUGCAGAUUUCGUAGUGACGUUUGUCAUGCUGCUGCCUUCCAAAGACUUUUGGUACUCCCUCGUCAACGGGGUUCUCUUCAACUGCCUGGCGGUGCUGGCCUUGUCCUCUCACCUGAGAACGAUGCUGACUGAUCCCGGGGCCGUUCCCAAAGGAAACGCCACGAAAGAGUACAUGGAGAGUUUGCAGCUGAAACCCGGCGAGGUGAUCUACAAAUGCCCCAAAUGCUGCAGCAUCAAACCGGAGCGUGCCCAUCACUGCAGUAUUUGCAAGCGAUGCAUUCGGAAGAUGGAUCAUCACUGCCCUUGGGUCAACAAUUGUGUCGGGGAGAGGAACCAGAGGUUCUUUGUGCUGUUUACCAUGUACAUAGCUCUAAUUUCCGCUCAUGCUCUCAUCCUGUGUGGGUUUCAGUUCUUCUCCUGUGUCAGAGGCCAGUGGACUGAGUGCAGUGACUUCUCCCCGCCCGUGACUGUGAUCCUGCUGAUUUUCUUGUGCCUUGAGGGUUUUCUGUUUCUGACGUUCACCGCAGUGAUGUUCGGCACCCAGAUCCACUCGAUAUGCAACGACGAAACGGAGAUUGAAAGGCUGAAGAGUGAGAAGCCCACCUGGGAACGGAGGCUACGCUGGGAAGGAAUGAAAUCCGUCUUUGGGGGCCAACCUUCCCUGCUGUGGAUCAACCCUUUUGCAGGAUUCCGGAUCAAGCGUCUGAUGCUGAGAGCCAAGAAAGGAGGUCCAGAGUUUUCUGUCUGAGCCUGCCCUCGAAAUCAUGC
This is a messenger RNA of Euleptes europaea (tarantolino), 932 nucleotides long. It is a transcript of the gene ZDHHC7, whose product is annotated as zinc finger DHHC-type palmitoyltransferase 7. Bases 1 to 912 code for a protein of 303 amino acids. Gene Ontology annotation, cellular component: Golgi apparatus; endoplasmic reticulum. The transcript has 6 exons. The record is from RefSeq and is a predicted model, not a curated record. NCBI's taxonomy places the organism in Eukaryota, Metazoa, Chordata, Lepidosauria, Squamata, Sphaerodactylidae. Gene Ontology annotation, molecular function: protein-cysteine S-palmitoyltransferase activity. Gene Ontology annotation, biological process: peptidyl-L-cysteine S-palmitoylation; protein targeting to membrane.